Entelurus aequoreus (snake pipefish) is the source of this 4150-nucleotide messenger RNA. Its product is annotated as prospero homeobox protein 1-like. The coding region runs from base 925 to 3390 and encodes 821 amino acids. Gene Ontology annotation, cellular component: nucleus. The transcript is spliced from 5 exons. Gene Ontology annotation, biological process: regulation of transcription by RNA polymerase II. Lineage: Eukaryota; Metazoa; Chordata; Actinopteri; Syngnathiformes; Syngnathidae. Gene Ontology annotation, molecular function: RNA polymerase II cis-regulatory region sequence-specific DNA binding; DNA-binding transcription factor activity, RNA polymerase II-specific. The record is from RefSeq and is a predicted model, not a curated record.
AUGUUGUGUCUUUUUGUCGGACACAACUUCUUUCUUGAAAAUGUUGUGUAUCAUUUAUGUUAGGUUAAAACUCUUAUUUUUUACUCAAGUCAAGUCAAAUUAAUGUGAGUGUAUUAAAGCAAUUGCACCGACACAAUGUAUUUUUUUUUAAAAAGGAGCACUUAAAAAUUGUUGUUUCUAUUUAGUUAAAAAAAAAACAUUUCCUGUCAUUUAAAAUUGCCAUCAAGCAAUUUAUUUUUUAUUUUAUUUUUUUAGGCAAGAGCGCUUUUAAGUCGCUUCUUGCUGCAGUUUGACCCGUGCGACCUAUUCAUUUGAGCAGAAUUAAGUGCCCUUGCCAGAUGAAAAGACAAAUGAAACAAAACCCAAAAAGACGCACAGGCUGGCGACCGAAAUCAAUUGGCCUAUUUUUUUGCUUUUUCCCUUCACGCGUCAUUGUCACCUUAUUGACUCACGCGGACGCACAAGAGUAAAAGAAUAGUUGGCGGAAGGUACCAAAUGAUGUUGAAAAGGAAGCUGGAAUCUUAACCCCGUCUCUUUUAAUACGGUCCGUCCAAUUAAUAGCGCCUAUGUUGGCUGACACGAACAUGGAAAUGAGGACAAGUACUUAAGUCAUUAUCAUAAUUUUAUGCUGCUUUGUGUUGCGUGGGAACUGGUUCAGUGUCACGCGCCGUGUAACAGGGGACGGGAUAAAAUGUAGGACUUUGCCCCGGAAUGUCGAGGCGAAGGCCUAGUUCCCAUUUCCCAUAAGCCACCGUCAUUGGUCUAUUUCACUAUCAAAUCGGCGAAGGGGGGAACGCGCCUGGUCGCUAUCAGUGUGUACUUUAUAUCCAAGCCUCGGUGUCUCCUGCUUUCAGGUUCCUCAGAGGCUUUGACCCCGGAGACGGACUGCUUUUGUGGGAGAUGGCCCAAUAGCAGCAGCCCGUGAUGCCGGACCAUGACAGCGACUCCCUCCUGAACAGACAGACCAAGCGAAGACGUGUGGACAUUGGCGUGAAGAGGACCGUGGGCAGCGCCGUCUCCGCCGCAGCGACAGCGACCACUGAUAACAUUGCGCGCGCCAAAGCAGCCAUUUUUAGUGCCAUGAACUCCCUGAGUGCCCACUCUCACCACGGGUCGGACGCCGACUCCAUGGAGUGCUCUGUGGUGCAGCCGCACGGGGGGCCCGGCGUCGGGUCGGCCGGCGACAACGAGUCCAAGUCCAACGUGCUGCGGAAGCUCCUGAAGCGGGCCAACUCGUACGAGGACGCCAUGAUGCCCUUCCCGGGCACGACCAUCAUCUCCCAGCUGCUGAAGAAUAACCUGGCUAAAAAUGGCGGGGGGCCGGAAAGAGGGGAUCGAGGCGAAAGGGUGGACAGCAGCUUCCCUGGAUCCGGGCUCUCCACCACAAGCUCAGAUGCACACCAAGAAGACGCCUGCAGCAAUUCUUCCCAAGAAAGCAGCCCUCAGGAAUGUUUGUCCCCUUUCGGCCGGCCCCCCGGCCUGGGGGCCUUUGACCUGGAGCGUCUGAACGACGAGCACCUGCGCGCCAAGCGAGCCCGCGUGGAGAACAUCAUCCGCGGCAUGAGCCACUCCCCGAGCGUGGUGCUGCCGGCGUCCUCUCGCCACGAGCGCGACCACGACAUGGAGCGGGAGCGGGAAAUGGAUCUGGAGUGCCCGCCGCCGCCGCCGCAGUCUCAGCGGCAGACCCCCGGCAGCCCCCGGGCGGGCGAGGCGUGCGGCGGCGGCGGCAGUCGGGAGAAUAAGCGCAAGCAGCGUCUGCCCCAGCAGCAGCAGCAGAGCUUCACCCAGCUGGUGUGUCAAAGGAAGGAGCAGAAGCAGGAGGAGCGGAGACAACUCAAGCUGCAGCUGGAGGACAUGCAGAAGCAGCUGCGCCAGCUCCAGGAGAAGUUCUUCCAGAUCUACGACUCCACAGACGACUCGGAACACAACGACCUGCACAACGACAUGGGAAACCUGUCCGAGGACAGCCCGGUGAGGUCCGACAAUGGCGGCGACGACCUGCGUUCUGACAACGAGAUGUCAGACUUGGACCCGGGCCACUUCCUGGAUCGGGCCCGGGCGUUGCUUCAAGAGCAGGCUCUGCUGGGGGAAAGAGAGAAGCCGAGGCGAGACGGAGUCGGCCGGAGCAAAGGGCAGGCGGGUGCAGGCGCCUCCGUGCACGCGGAAGGUAAACAGCUGGCGGAGACUUUGAAGCAGGAGCUUAACUCGGCGAUGACACAGGUGGUGGACACGGUGGUGAAGGUGUUUGCCAAGCCUCCACGCCCUACACCCCAGCAGGCUUUCCCCCCGCUUUCUUUACCGCCUGAGAGGUUCUCCACCGUGGUCAAUGGGGACAACCCCAACUUCCACACCACCAACCAGAGGCUGCAGUGCUUUGGCGAUGUCAUCAUUCCUAACCCGCUAGACUCCUUCACCGGCAUCCCCGGCAUUCCCGGCGCCGCCAACGACCAAACCGAGGCGCUGCCAUUAGUCGUGAGAAAGACGCCCAGUGAGCACCACCACCACCACCACCAGUCCUCCGCUGUGGGCGCCCACGGUGGUCACCACCACCCGUCUCUUCACCCCUCUUCACUUUCUGCCUCCAUGGGCUUCAGCCCCCCAUCCUUCCGACACCCGUUCCCCCUGCCUCUCAUGGGCUACCCUUUCCAGAGUCCCCUGGGCCCACCCACAGGCGGCUACCUGGGCAAGGAGCGCUCCUCGCCAGACUCCAUGGACCUUUCCCGGGAGACCACCAGCCUGAGGACCAAGAUGGCAUCCGGGCACCACCUGGGGCACCACCACCGCUCCUGUUCGCCAGCGCACCCCGGCAGCACGGCGGAGGCCCUCUCCCUCUCGCUCAUCAAGUCCGAGUGCGGCGACCUCCAAGACAUGGCUGACAUCUCGCCAUACUCAGGCAGCAAUAUACAGGAGGGUCUCUCCCCAAAUCAUCUGAAGAAGGCCAAGCUGAUGUUCUUCUACACCCGCUACCCGAGCUCCAACAUGCUGAAGAUGUUCUUCUCUGAUGUCAAGUUCAACCGCUGCAUCACCUCCCAGCUCAUCAAGUGGUUCAGCAACUUCCGGGAGUUUUACUACAUCCAGAUGGAGAAGUUCGCCCGGCAGUCCAUCAACGACGGCGUGGCGGGCGUGGAGGAGCUGAGCGUGAGCCGCGACUGCGAGCUCUUCCGAGCCCUCAACAUGCACUACAACAAGGCCAACGACUUUGAGGUCCCCGAGCGCUUUUUGGAGGUGGCCGAGAUCACGCUGAGGGAGUUUUUCAACGCCAUCGUGGCGGGCAAAGACGUGGACCCUUCCUGGAAGAAGGCCAUCUACAAAGUGAUCUGCAAGCUGGACAGCGAAGUCCCCGAGAUCUUCAAGUCGCCUAACUGUCUCCAAGAGCUUCUACACGAGUAAAGUCGACUUCUCCUCGCUCCACAACGCUUUGCGCUUUUUUUUUGAUCUUCUUCAUGGAACAUUACUCUCUUUUAAUCGAUUUUUUUCCCCCCCAUUUUCUUUUGUUUUUUUUAAUUUACUUUUUUGAAUGUAUGAAAGUUAUGAAGUAGCAUUCCCGAUUUGAAGCCUUGGCGUCCGUUCCUCGAUGACGUAGAUCUUGUGUUGCUUUUCUUCUAAAAGAAUUUGUAAUAUUAUUAUUAUUAUUAUUAUUAUUAUUAUUAUUAAUUAAUGGAUUUGUUUUUGCUCCUGACGAACUGAGAAGAUUCUAAUCGUUGGGAUUUUUUUUUUUGGGUGUGGCCGCGUGACUCGUCAUCCAUGUGGCCUGGUGUAGGAUCAAGUGAGUGGCAAUGAAGGAAACAGGCUGUGUUCCGUAGAGUUCCAUGCGGUCCACCCAAUGAACUGAGUUGUUACCCAACUGGACGCUCCCUCGCACACAAAAGCAGGACUAGUGAGGGAAGUGGACUGGACCGUGAUCUAAACUGGGUCUUGGACCGGUUUCAAAUAGAUUCCGACCUCUACCCUUUUUUGAAGUGUUUUUCCCGCGGGGGGCAUUGUGUUUAUCGGGUGUACAUUUUUUCUUUUGCCAUGAAUAUUUCCGUUGUGUAUGAUGAUUUUAUGAUUUGUCACCACUGCUUUGCUGAAGGUUGGCAUUGAAGAUGUUUGUCCCCUCUAAUGCCUUUGCAGACACAAAUAAAUUAUUCCUAUGAAGAGUAUUCAAAAA